GAGCGAAUGGGAGGAGCUUCGUGCCAUAAAGAAACUGCAGAUAAGAGAGGGAAUAGUUAAUGAGUCGCUUUCACUUUCCUUUCCUGCUGAAACGUGUUAAUUAUAAAUGCUGGAGCAGCUCAGUCUGAGCCACUAUUUUCAUGAUAUUGGGCUGGAGCACAGUCGGGCUCUUGUCUCGGCUAAUAACCAAAAGGGAAGCUGUGAGGCGGCAGAUAGAGAUAAUAUCCAGUGCUUGCAGCUAUUGCAUAUCCAGUUCUUAUAGCCAGAUCAUGGGCACUUCUCACAACCCCUGCAGUACAGAUUGGGAGCACAGGAUCUUUGCAGUGGAUGCCAACCCCAGCCUGGGCUACCCAGAGCCCUUCUAUUUCACAUCACUGACAAAUAAGGAUAGAGCUUCUCCUGCCACUUCUAAUGAGUGGCCAAUGUUGGCACAUGGGGGCAUUGCCCUGUCUGUGUGUAUUACUGACCCAUUCCCAGUAAGCGCUGCCAGACUGCAUAGAUCCCUGGGGCAACAGCUCGCCCAACUAUUCUCUGGCACAUGCCACGUACUAAGGCUCCUCUCCUACCUCCCACAGGACCCCUAUGCUUCCCUACUGAGGGGCUUCUUUAUCUGUGACCCCCAGAACUGCACCAGCACUCAACACAGGCUAAAGCACCUGCUCAGCGAGCACAGGCAGCACAUCAGUUCUUUCACUUACCAACAGAAACCACAAGGGGGCAUCUGGCAGAAUGUAUUGGAACUGAAUGGAGGAGAACAAGAGAUGGAGGAACAUUGGCAAGUAGUGAGAAUGGGGGAGCCGGACCCAUCCCCAUUUGCGCUCAAUAUCCUACACACUGCUGUGUACUAUUCACUGAGUAGCACCCGCGCUGUCUUACUACAGUGUUCUGCAUGUAUCCCGGAAGCCGCAAGGAUUCUAGAACUUCUGGAUAAGUGUGACACCAGCGCUAAGAAAGGACGUUUUCCUGUUAUUGUUAUUGAGGGACUUGAUGCCACAGUGCAGAGAAAGUCGGGACAUUUCAAUACAGAUGCAGAACCCGGGACAGUUGGGAGGUAUGCUGUAUUCAUGGGACAAAACAAAGAGCAGAGACCGGUCACACUAAUGGUACCUACCGUGCAUGGAGCAAAGUAUUAUUUGCCGACAGUGAGACGCGGGAAUUCGUUGCGAAUUCGCGCCUGGCGAAUUUAUUCGCCCAUUACUAGGAAAAGCACACUAACCGAAUCCCUGAAGGACUCCCUAAAGGCAACAUUACUCAGGUCACCACCUGACUGCAUUAGCAAGUGGCGGAAAACAUUUGAUGAUGAGCCGUCACUUAUAAAAAGAGCAUAUUAUGCCGCGGGCAACUACGUUGGGGCCUGUGAAAUAGCCAAGGCAUCAAUGAAUUCACCGGUCAUUGUGGACAGGUAUUGGCACAGCACGGCGGCCUAUGCUAUUGCUACAGAAAUAGUUGGAAGUGUUCACAGCCUCCCCCCCUGCCAUCAUGAAGUUUAUCAGUGGCCACGGGAUCUAUUAAGGCCUGAUCUUGUCAUUCUGCUGACUGUCAGCGACGAGGAGAGAAUGCGACGGAUGCGGGGACGUGGACUGGAAGAAACCAAGGAAGAGAAGGAGUUGGAAUCUAACACCAUGUUCCGGCUGAAGGUGGAAGAGGCGUAUAAGAGAAUAGAAAACCCCCAGUGUGUGAUCAUCGACGCCAGCCCGGCAAAGGAAAUGGUUUUAAAGGAAACGUUAAACGUAGUAAGGAAGCACUGUGUCAUCUAGCUUGGCCUUCUUCAGGAGCCUGCAGCAUUUGUAUAAAUGUACUGUAUAUAUUGUAAAGAUGACAUUACAUUAGCUUUAUCCAAAUAUCUUUUUCCACAUUUUUUUUUUUUAAAGCUUUGAGGUAUAAAUCCAACAGAUUAGUGCUCAUUGAAUCCUUUAGCACUCUUGCACUGCUGCCUGAUGGAAUUAUUAAUGGUGAUUUAAGGGAGGUCAUGCAGGAGGCACAAUUCAGCCAGAGGCAAAGUCAACAAAGUGACUGACCAUUGCCCAAUUUGGUCAUCUAUUUGCUGGGUUAAAUCAGGCUUAACUGAUGGUGUGGCUCCCCUGGUCAACAGUCAGAUCCUAUGCAGACGUGACACGAGAGGACCUCCAAACUACUGUAAUUUCUGACCUAUCAGACAAGAAGUAAUUCUGUGUCAGCACACAACUCCUCCACUUAUUUCAGGUGCACGUUCAGAGGUGGCCACCACACACCAUAGAUACUUCAAUAUAGAACACGAACAGCACCUUCUUGAUAUAAUAAAAAGGCCUUUAUUCAAACAUGGCACAGACCAAUCGUAGCAACGUUUCGAGCCGUCUCCGGCUCUUUAUCAAGCACCUAU
This is a messenger RNA of Xenopus laevis (African clawed frog), 2359 nucleotides long. It is a transcript of the gene cmpk2.S, whose product is annotated as cytidine monophosphate (UMP-CMP) kinase 2, mitochondrial S homeolog. Gene Ontology annotation, molecular function: nucleoside diphosphate kinase activity; dTMP kinase activity; ATP binding. The record is from RefSeq and is a predicted model, not a curated record. NCBI's taxonomy places the organism in Eukaryota, Metazoa, Chordata, Amphibia, Anura, Pipidae. Gene Ontology annotation, biological process: dTDP biosynthetic process; dUDP biosynthetic process; dTTP biosynthetic process. Bases 141 to 1757 code for a protein of 538 amino acids. The transcript has 6 exons. Gene Ontology annotation, cellular component: mitochondrion; cytoplasm.